GUUAUUUUCCAAAACGCCAAAUGGAUUACGACGAAAUAUUUUUCAGUGACUGGCUUGAGGUAGCAGAAGAUAUACAGCACAAAAUCACAAACGCCACAAACGCCACACAUGGCAUCCACCCCACAAAUAGACCAAGACCAGGUCGACCGACACCGCCACCCCCGGAUAGCGUGGCGGAAGCGUUCAGUACCUUUUCUACGGUCAUGUACGCCAUUUUCUGCCCGAUCAUCAUCGUCUCCAACAUCCUCAUCUUCUGGGGGAUCGUCCUCUACCCUGGCUUCUACAACAGCAACAACAUUUUCCUGCUCAGCUUGGCCGUGUUUGACUUCCUGGUCGGGCUGAUCGCCACGCCCAUGACGCUCCUGUCUAAAUUAAGUGACGUCAAUGAAUACAUGACGUCCACGAAACAACUGUGUUUACUGAAACUGGCUUCGAUGAGUUUUUCCGUCGGCGGGUCUCUCUACUCUCUGCUGAUCAUCUCUAUAGAUCGAUACCUCGCCAUCAUGUUUCCGUUGAAAUACAAAAAGUGGGUCACUGCUGAGAGAGCGUAUAAAGUUGUCUUCUUCAUAUGGUUUUAUAUCUUCUUUAGAGCAGCCAUACCAUCAAUGGGACUGAACAAAUAUGACCAUAAGAAACCGGUACGGACACGUUGUUCGCUAAAAGAGGUUUACAACUCCAUCUAUUACGAUUAUGUUAUUACUUGGGCAGGUCGAAUUCUAUUUGGUAUUUCUAUAUUUAUAAACAUCCACAUUGCUUUGAUCGUCCGGAAACAGAUUAAGUCGUUUAAAAGCGAACGAUCAGUCUGGACCUCGGAACAAAUUAAAAGUUUCGAUGCACGGAUCAGUUCAGUGAAAAUCACAUUGAUUCUCACGGCCUUGUUUUUAUUUCUGUGGGCCCCCGUGUAUGUGUAUGUACCAAUGAAAAGCUACGAUAUGUUUAGUCCAAGAGUGGAUAAAAUAUUUCGUACUUUAAUGGGGCUUUGCUUAACAGCGAACUCGGUGGUCAAUGCCCCGAUCUACGCUGCGAUCCGGAAUGAAUACCGCGACGUUUACAAGACAAUGCUAGUUACCUGCCCGUGGAAAUGGCGAACAGAGUUACGUCGGCUGCAUCGACAGAGAAACACAAGCUUCGCGUCGUCGUAUAAAAGCGAUAUGAGCACAGCUAAAUCUGUCGAGUCUGGUCCAGAGGAGAAGGUCUUGGAUAUAAUUCAGGAAGAAUUUGAGGAGUCUGUGGUAUCAGCGGCACCCUGGGACUCAUCCGUCGAUCCGGUUCAGGAUUCUGUUUCAGUCAAGAAGGAUUCUCAAGUUUCAAACGUUCACUCGGAGUCCGUGGUCGAGCCGGGGCGGAAAUCGCUGGGACAACAAUCAAAGGCUUGGUCAGACAGUGGUUCCAAGAAUACGGAAGUUUCCACGGUGCUUGAGACGUUAGACCCUAAUUAG
Physella acuta is the source of this 1439-nucleotide messenger RNA. Its product is annotated as adenosine receptor A2b-like. Gene Ontology annotation, molecular function: G protein-coupled receptor activity. The record is from RefSeq and is a predicted model, not a curated record. Lineage: Eukaryota; Metazoa; Mollusca; Gastropoda; Physidae. Gene Ontology annotation, cellular component: membrane. Gene Ontology annotation, biological process: G protein-coupled receptor signaling pathway.